Messenger RNA from Geodia barretti, 942 nucleotides. The record is from the annotation of a GenBank genome assembly. NCBI's taxonomy places the organism in Eukaryota, Metazoa, Porifera, Demospongiae, Tetractinellida, Geodiidae.
AUGUCUUCCACGACUACAAGUCGACCGCCAACCGUCUCUACGACUUCCAAGGGCGACGAUGCCGAAUCCGGAGCAGUUACGGCGGAGGUCGAGACGCGAGCCCGCCUUGCACCACACCAACAGGCCGAAGACUUCAUCUGUGGGGGCGUUGCUUCCUUUGUGAACGUCUGCGCGACGUUCCCGCUCAACAAGGUCAUGUUCCGUCAACAGGUCCACGGGUUCCGUUUCUUCAACGCACUGCGGCAGCUGCGCAAAGAGGGCCUCGCGAACCUCUACCGCGGGCUUCUCCCGCCUCUGCUGCAGCGUACGGCGUCCGUCUCGCUGAUGUUCGGGACGUACCACAAGUAUCGCGACUCCAUGUUACGAUUGUCUCCCAACUCACCGUACGCCGUCGUUCACACGUUAGCGGCGCUGGGAGCCGGAACUACGGAAGCGAUUCUCGCCCCGUUGGAGCGAGUCCAGGUCGUUCUGCAGGUAAAGGACUUCCACGAGCGCUACCAGAAUACUUUCCACGCCUUUCGCGACAUCGCUGGACGCGGAGGAGUGCGCGAGUUGUACCGCGGGACCUCCGCAAUCGUCGUGCGUAACGGGCUCAGCAACGUGCUCUUCUUCGGGCUACGCCAACCGCUCAUGGACGCUCUCCCGCACCCGAGCUCCGAGCUCGGGAAGACAUUCAACGCAUUUGUGAGCGGAGCCGGCCUUGGCGCAUUCCUCAGUUCCGUUUUCUUCGCGCUGAACGUCGUGAAAACGCGAAUGCAGACCGUCGUCGAAGGACCGCACGUGGGAAUGUUGCGUACCGCGCGGACCAUCUUCGACGAGCGGGGUCGACGCUGGCGUAAGCUGUACCGGGGGAUUCACAUAAACUACACUCGCUCCUUCAUCUCUUGGGGGAUUAUCAAUGCUGUAUAUGAAUUUAUGAAAAAUAAUAUUGAUUGGUCAUAA